Molecule: messenger RNA, 432 nt
Organism: Ambispora leptoticha
Lineage: Eukaryota; Fungi; Glomeromycota; Glomeromycetes; Archaeosporales; Ambisporaceae
Source: the annotation of a GenBank genome assembly
AUGUUUGUUAAAAGUUAUAAACAUAAUCAAGAAAAUUUACAAAAUCUUACUCAAACAGCAGAAAAUGUUUCUUUUAUAAUAGAUUUCUGGUCUAGUAGAGCUAAAUACGAAUACCUUAGAAUCACUACAACCCGGGUUACAGCAAAUUUCGAAAUUAAAGAUGUCAUGUUAGAAAAUAAAUACAUUCCUUCCUCACACGCCAGUAGAGUCAUCACUGAUGAAGUUUAUAAGUAUAUUGAAGCUUGGAAUCUUAAAUACUAUAUAAUAUCAAUUAGUACCAAUAAUGAAUCAAAUAUGGUCGUAACUUUCCUCUUAUUAAACCAAAAAGAUGAAUAUGACAAGAUCAAACAUCUUCUAUAUACAGCUCAUACUUUUCAAUUGGUGAUUGGAAAGGGACUCACACCAGCUGAAAUCCUAGUAGUACUAAAUUAA